AUGCCGCGAGCUGCGGGCCAACUGGAUGUUGACAAGCUCAAUGCGGAAAUUCAAGACUAUGAAAACUUCGUCAAUGACUUGCGCGGUACCACGGAGCCUCGCACAGCAGAAUGGAUCAAAAGCUUGCUGGACAAGGUGUGUCUCUUCUUUCCCGUUCAGGAUUCAGGCUAUGCGCUGCUCACUCUAUUCAAGCAUGGAUUGAAAGGAGACCACUACUUUGACAAUACUUCAUCUGUUCUGUCUACGCCACAAAAUGAGAUGGAUGCCGAUGAGCGCUCACCCAAUUCGUCCAUUGGUUCGCUAGAGGCAAUUGGUCGCGUGGAAGAGGACCUCAAUCGGACGGAGCAUACUCGCGCUACGGGUUUCAUGGGGAAAAGCUCUGAAAUUUCAUGGAUGCAACGACUUCAGAGGGAGGCAGAGCAACGCGCCCAAGGCUAUUCUGGGAUCGUGGAGCCCAGUCAGGAUAAGAAUGAAACACGAGACGGAUUCUCUCUCCAUGCGCUGAACUACCACCUCGACGAUCUCGACAUUUCCGUGCCCGAACCAGUGGAACGAUACCAUAUGCCCCCUCGACUUCUAGCCGAUCGUCUCUUCGACGAUUAUCUAGAUACGGUACACCCGUUCUUCCCUAUAAUCAACAAACCGCUCUUCCGCGCACAAUACCAAACAUUCUUCGACAGCUUCUCCCGGCCCAGUGCUCCUCGACCGGGUGAUAAGUGGCUUGCUAUCCUGAACAUCAUCUUUGCCAUCGCGGCCACGCAUUCUCACCUCAUCAAUGCACCGUGGCGAGGGGGUUGUGAUGAUCAUCUCGUGUAUAUGACCCGAGCUCGACUCCUCAGCCUGAAUUCCGAAGUUCUUUUCAGUCACCCGGACCUUCAGCAAGUACAAGUAGAGAGCUUGAUGGCAUUCUAUCUACUUGCAUCCGAUCAAAUCAACAGAGCAUGGAGGAUUUCGGCUCUCGCGGUUCGCUCUGCCAUCACGCUUGGUAUCAACUUGAAGAAUAAUAGUGCUAUCACUCCCAACAUUUCCAAGGAGGCUCGUUACAGAGUGUGGUGGUGUCUGUACUCCUUCGAGCAUAUGCUGGGCAUCAUGACUGGCCGAGCUAUCUACACCCUUGACGGAGGCUAUGCAACCCCGUUACCCCUUCCCUUCGAGGAAGACCAAUUGCAACAAGAUCCAACGGCCAUUGAAAUUUUGAACAGUCCUGCGCUGAGAGACGACUUGAUCAACAAUGUGAUGGCGAGCGCGGUGAUCCGACAAGCUGGUAGCAAAGAAGAUACCCAGAAACCCCGGCCGCGGGACCAGACAUGGCUCAAAAUAUUGCCAUCCAACUUUGGUCUUUGCUAUCUUUUUCACUGUGACUUGACGAUCAUUACGCAGGAAAUUGUCAACAAGGUUUACUCGACCAACUGUGUCGUGCUUCCAUGGUCAGAGAUCGAAGCACGGCUCGAUGAACUACGGGCUCGGAUUGACGCCUGGCAGUCAAGUCUUCCCACGGUACUUGAUUUUACCAAAGACGAGACUGACGACAGCCCUGAUCAGCUUCGCUGCAAGUUGAUCCUCGCAUUCCACUACUAUAGCGCGCUAAUUACCCUUGGGCGCCCCUGUCUUUGCCGGCGUGAUGCACGCCAGCAGAACUCUCAGCAAACCUUCAGCCAUAUGAUGGCUGUCAUGACUUUGGACUCUGCCUCGCGCUUGCUUGGCUUGAUUCCAGAUGAACCGGAUGUCCUCCAGCUCUUUCGAAUCUGCCCCUGGUGGAGUGUUCUCCGCUAUCUGAUGCAGGCAGCGACCGUGAUACUUCUCGAAUUGUCCUUCAGCAGUGUUCACAUCCCAGAGGAUGAACAUCGAUUCGUCACACUAGCAAAGAAAUCAAUCCGCUGGUUCCAUGCCAUGUCUGACCGCAGUAUCGGCUCGCGACGUGCUUGGCAACUCUGCGACUCCAGCUUCCGGAAAUUGGCAAGCAGCAUGAAGUACAACACAGACGAUUUACCCUCCCAACCGUUCCAGGCAGAGCGUGCCACGGCUGAGAAUAUUCCACCUCGAUCUCACCCUCCAGACCUUCAUGGUGCGCCGUCCACCUUCAACGAUUAUUUCAACCUCCACCCGGAAGACAGGAACCCUUUUGUACACCGUCCAGCACCAGAAGGAAGUGCUUGGACAAACUACUUCAAUCUCCCCACCCCCGAUCUUAUGUGGCCCCUUACAGGCCCGGGCGAAAUCACCGAAGACUCAUACUUCCCCUAUGAUCCUCUCAGUGAAGAGUUCAUCCGAUCCUUCUUCCCGUCUUCGGAUGAAGAAAACAGAGGACUACGGUGA
This is a messenger RNA of Penicillium canariense, 2316 nucleotides long. RefSeq names its product fungal specific transcription factor domain-containing protein. NCBI's taxonomy places the organism in Eukaryota, Fungi, Ascomycota, Eurotiomycetes, Eurotiales, Aspergillaceae. Gene Ontology annotation, molecular function: zinc ion binding; DNA binding. Gene Ontology annotation, biological process: DNA-templated transcription. The transcript has 3 exons. Bases 1 to 2316 code for a protein of 771 amino acids. The record is from RefSeq and is a predicted model, not a curated record.